CAUGGGAUAACUGGUUGUAGAACAAGUAAACAUUUCAGGAAGACAUUUACUUUAAAGUAUUUAUUUCGACAGCUUACCGACACGUUUCUGCUCAGAAAGCCCAACUGACGACUCCGUCGGAGGUCGAAGUUCAUAUUGAAGAUAUUUUCUGAAACUUGUUCAGUUGCCAUGGCACCACCAAGAAAGAACGCCUUACCGAAAGAGCUCCCAGAAGGCUUCAUACUGUCAGACACUGAGAAAAAGAAUUGGAGGCUGGGGAGAAAGAUUGGUGAAGGUGGCUUUGGACUGAUCUAUCUUGCCUCCCAGGAUGUGGACAGACGUGUUGCAGAAGACGCUGAUUUUGUUAUAAAGCUGGAAUACCAGGAGAAUGGCCCCCUGUUCUCGGAGCUCAAGUUCUACCAAAGGGCAGCCAAACCAGAGAACAGACAAAAAUGGCUGACAAGGAAGAAACUGGACUUCCUGGGCAUCCCGACCUACUGGGGAUCAGGACUUGCUGAAUGUAAUGGCCUCAGUUAUCGUUUUAUGGUCAUGGACCGACUGGGCAGUGACCUUCAGAAAGUCUGGAAGAAAGGUCAUCCGAAAAAGACCACUGUGCUCCAGCUUGGUCAAGAACUGGUGGAUGUACUGGAGUAUAUUCAUGAGAACGAAUAUGUCCAUGCAGACAUUAAAGCUGCCAACCUCAUGCAGGGACACAGAGACCCUAAAAAGGUCUACCUAGUAGACUACGGGCUGUCCUACAGAUACUGUCCUGAUGGAGUCCACAAAGAAUACAAGGAAAACCCUAAGAAGGGCCACAAUGGAACCAUCGAGUACACCAGCCUUGAUGCCCACAAAGGACUUAACCCAUCUAGACGCAGUGACCUCCAGAUUUUGGGUUUUUGUCUUCUUCACUGGUUGUGUCGGUCUCUGCCUUGGGACGGUGUUCUCAGGAACCCAGCUCAGGUCGAGGAGGCCAAGACCAGACUGAUGGAGAAUCUGCCAGACUCAGUCCAGCAGCUGUCAGUGAGCACAGCCAGCACAGACGAGGUGGCUGCGUUCCUCCUUUAUGUGAAAACUUUGGGCUACCAAGAGAAGCCAGACUACAAGCAUCUCAAAAAGCUGUUGGCCUGUGGUGGCAGGGGAGGACUUGACCUCUCCGCGCCUCAAGGAUCUGCAGCAGAGUCAUCCACCAAGGCGGCAGAUCUUCACACCAGGGAAAAGAAAGCAGGACGAGCCAGAGGAGCCCCCAAAGCCAAGCCGACAGCCACAGUGAUGGAUGAAGAAGUUCAGGAGGGAGCCAAGUCUAAACCAGUGCCCACUCAAUACAUUAGAGCCCCACCCCUCACUAAACCUCAGGCGCAGAAGGAAAAAGCUUUUCCUGCUCCCAGAAGAUCACAGCGACCAAGACCUGAUCCUGUACAGACUUAUCAAGAUGAUAGUGAAGAUGAUAGUGAAGAUGAGGAUGAAGAUAAGACAAGACCCAGACCCAUCCCUGAAUGUUACCUCAGAGGCCCUCCGAUAGCCCCCAGAACUCAGUCUAAACAGAAAACUAAAUCCAAACAGACCUUCAGGAAAAGAGACGACCUCACUGUGACCUCAGCGAGGCAGGAACGAGGAACCCGCCUGCAAAGGAGGAAACACGCCGUCCCGGGGUGUGACAGUCAGAACCAUGAUGAUGAAAGGCUGAUACACAACCACAGAGCAGGCUACAGCCACCAACAGUGGUGGGACAGAAACCUCUGUCAUGAACACAGAGACAGCUCUGGUGAUUGGGAUAACUCUGUUCUCAAAGGUCCAGGACAGGAAGCUGGUCCCACACAGAGGACAGGACUGCUGCACUGGCUUGUCUUUGCAGGUGUCUUCCUUUCCCUGGGUGCCUGCGUUCUGGGCUUCUUGGAGUUUGACAAAGUGCAUUUAAACCCUUUUAAUCUAGAAAAUUAAGUGUUUUUGAGCAGGUAAGCU
This is a messenger RNA of Seriola dumerili (greater amberjack), 1941 nucleotides long. It is a transcript of the gene vrk2, whose product is annotated as serine/threonine-protein kinase VRK1-like. NCBI's taxonomy places the organism in Eukaryota, Metazoa, Chordata, Actinopteri, Carangiformes, Carangidae. The coding region runs from base 169 to 1920 and encodes 583 amino acids. Gene Ontology annotation, cellular component: nucleus; cytoplasm. Gene Ontology annotation, biological process: peptidyl-serine phosphorylation; signal transduction. The record is from RefSeq and is a predicted model, not a curated record. The transcript is spliced from 14 exons. Gene Ontology annotation, molecular function: ATP binding; protein serine/threonine kinase activity.